AUGUUUUUUUAUUCACCAAAUCUACCAUAUCCGUUCCGCCGUGCAACCUUACCACCGUCGGCUGCACAGCUCCACGGAGCAGCAGCUGCACCGGCUGAUGAAUCACAGUUGUCGCCGAGAAGUUCUGCCUAUAUACCGGCUGCAUAUUCUGGGCAACCGGCUUCGGCAACCAGCGGUACAGUGGAAUUGCUGGACGAUGAAUCCGACAGUCGACACGGUCCAUCGUCAUCCUUUCCAUUUGAAACAAUUGAUUCAACUGCAACUGCACCGCUGUCAUCAUCGGACGCCCGUAGUUCGGUGAAAUCUAGUGGUAAACUGAUUUACAAACGGCCAACAGUAACCAUUCAAGACAGUGGUAGAAUCUUACUAGGUAAUAAUCAGUAA
Molecule: messenger RNA, 384 nt
Organism: Enterobius vermicularis (human pinworm)
Lineage: Eukaryota; Metazoa; Nematoda; Chromadorea; Rhabditida; Oxyuridae
Source: the annotation of a GenBank genome assembly